Labrus bergylta (ballan wrasse) is the source of this 3716-nucleotide messenger RNA. It is a transcript of the gene mov10a, whose product is annotated as Mov10 RNA helicase a. Gene Ontology annotation, cellular component: cytosol; P granule. Gene Ontology annotation, biological process: regulatory ncRNA-mediated post-transcriptional gene silencing. The record is from RefSeq and is a predicted model, not a curated record. Lineage: Eukaryota; Metazoa; Chordata; Actinopteri; Labriformes; Labridae. Gene Ontology annotation, molecular function: RNA binding; 5'-3' RNA helicase activity.
AGUUUCAGUCCAUGGCUGUUACCCUUUCUACUUAAAAAGUUUGACUUCCAUUGCCUUAAAGUUAUAUGUAAAUGCACAAGUCACACAUAAAACGUCGCAUGUUAAAAUGUUCUCACUGUUGCAUCAAGAUGAGUUGAUGAGCCAUUAAACUUUUCACAGUGCACAGUCAGUCAGUCAGUCAGUCAGUCAGUCAGCAGCGGGCUGUAAAAAGGCAACAUGUCGACCUCGGACUGUCUUCGGUCCGGAGUCGACUUCAUUGAAUUCUUGGGGGACAGACAAUUCAACAGCAGAAGCAAACAGGAUCUUCGGGACAUCUACAACCUGGAAUUUAAGCCCAGAGAAGGAAUAAAGGACCCCGAGUUUUCAAAGGUUCUCGAUGCUCUUGUGAAAGUCAAAAAGGUCUACUUAAAGCAGGGGCUCGUCUACAUCGACGUCAAACCAGAGGUUCGAAGGUACAGUCCCCAGUGGAGGAGGACCCGGGACCCUCAGCCUCCACACAGCCUCGGCCUCAGCCCCAAUAAGACAGGCAAGACACCUGCAGCCUCCUCUAGCCCCUCAUCCCCCCUGAACCCUGUUCUGACCACAGAGGAUAAGCUUAAGAAAAUCCUUAACAAGUUAAAGGUUAACAGGGAAGAGUUGACAGCUGACAAGGGGGGCAUCCAGAUCACUUCAGACCCUGCUGCAAGUGGAGGAAAGGUCACGUUCACUGUGGACCGUUUGGGGGAGUCUUUCACUGUCACGUUCAAAAUCCUUAACAAGGGCACAAACUGCAUCAACUUCACUUUCUACACUGCCCUGCACAAGAUCCACUGUUUCACUCUGAGGGACGAGAGGAAAGUGACUCGAGCCUGUCCAGUCUUCCUCUGUCCUGAUGAAAGUUAUGAAGUGGAUGUUCGAUACACACCUGAACACUAUGGAUAUUACCCCACCACGAUGUACUUUGAGUUCUGCCCAGAGCUUCAAAAGUCUGUACCGUUCUGCAUCGUGAGAGAUAUAGAGGCGUUUGCCAGGAGGACCCAACUGGCUGUCGAGCUGGGACCUGAGGCUCCUUACAAAGCAAUUCAAGCGGUCACAUACAAGCCUAUAGAAACUAUGGUCAUGUACCCAGUUCCCCCCGAGAGUUCUGUUGGACGGGCUCCCAAGAUGGUAGUGAAAUUAAGAGAAUACAGAUGCCCACCUUACCUUAAGGAACUGGCUAAACGAAGGAUGAAGUACACAAAGAAUCUCUCCUACGAUGCCAGGAGGAAUCUCCCAUUAGUGAACCGUCUUCUCACCUCUGGUCUAAACACGAAGACAUACUCUCGUCUAUUCCAUUGCCUGCUGCACCUGGAAGAGAUAAAGAAGGAGGUGGAUAGCAGGAAGUAUGACCUCUUCGAUCAAACCAUGACUCAAGACAAAAGCAACAAACAGCUGUUCAAACUCUGUGUUCCCGGUGUUGCUCAGAAUCGACCGUCUGUACUAAAAGGAGAUAUUAUAAUGGUGUCUAACUCUGACGACACGGUCCAGCCGAUCACCAAAUACCAAGGAAAGGUGCUCAAAAUAGAACUGGACAGCGUGACGUUGGACUUCCCUAAGAGGUUCCUGCUGAUUUUUAGAAGCGACAUGAAGUUCAACGUGGAGUUUAAGUUCAUCCGGUUGACCUUGCAGUUGCAGCAUCGUGCCGUGGACUUUGCAGACCAACAUCUCCUCAAAAAGGUGCUGUUCCCGUCUGGAGCAGCAGCAGCUGAACGCUCCCUGCCUAAACUCAGGAUGUUCAAUCGUCAGCUGGAAAACAACCCGCAGCAAUCUUCUGCAGUCCAGCACAUCGUAGCCGGGUCAUCAAAGCCUGCUCCUUACCUCGUGUUUGGACCUCCUGGAACUGGAAAGACAAUCACGCUGGUGGAAGCCAUGAAUCAGGUCAGCAAGAAGGACUCGUCAGCCCACAUCCUCGCCUGUGCCCCUUCAAACAACGCGUGUGACCUCCUCUGUGAGAGACUGAUGGUCCAUAUGGCUCAUCGUCAGGUUUACCGUCUGUACGCCAAGAACCAUGACCCCAGAACUAUCCCGGAACAACUACAGAAACACUGCAACUGGGACCCGGCUCAACAUGAUUACGUGUUUCCGGAUGAAUCUUUUCUGAUGGAAUUCAGAGUCAUAGUUACGACCAUGUUCACAGCUGGCAGACUGGUGACUACAGGAGUCCCAGUUGGCCAUUUCACUCACGUGUUCUUGGAUGAGGCAGGCCAGGCAGAAGAGCCGCAGUGCAUCAUUGCUGUUGCAGGUCUGCUUUCUGCAAAGACGGGUCAGCUGGUACUGGCAGGAGACCCCAAGCAGCUGGGGCCGAUAAUUCACUCCCGUCUGGCUCUGAAUCAUGGACUCGGAAUUUCUCUGCUCGAGAGACUGAUGACACAGAAUGAUUUAUACAAGAGUGACUCUGGACAGUUUGACCCCCGCUUCAUGACCAAACUCCUGCGAAACUACAGGUCCCAUCCUGACAUUCUGAAAAUCCCCAAUGAGAAGUUCUAUGAUAAUGAACUGCAGGUGUAUGCUGACCGUUCUGAGCGAGAGGCUUACUGCGGCUGUGAUACAUUUACCAAAAAGGGUUUCCCGGUGAUCUACCACGGGGUGAUGGGGAAAGACCAAAGAGAGGGCAACAGUCCAUCUUUCUUCAAUGAGUUUGAGAUCAACACUCUGAAGGACUACCUCCACAAACUGAUCGACACACAGGGAAAGAACGGUCUCCCUAAACUCUCUGCAAAAGACAUUGGCAUUAUCGCCCCCUACAGGAAGCAAGUGGAGAAAAUCCAAAAGGCGCUGAAGUCCGACUCAAAUCUCCGUGAGUUGGGUGAUCUCCGAGAGCUCAAGGUGGGGUGUGUGGAGGAGUUUCAGGGACAGGAGAGGAAGAUCAUCAUGGUCUCGACUGUCCGCAGCAGCAACAGCUAUGUCAAGAUGGACAAAGACUACAACAUUGGAUUUCUGGCCAAUGAUAAGAGAUUCAAUGUGGCCAUCACCAGAGCAAAGUCCCUGUUGAUAGUGGUGGGAAACCCUGUGAUCUUCAGCAAGGAACCCACCUGGAGCGGGUUCAUCGACUUCUGUGUGAAGAAUGGGGGAUACAGAGGAUGUGUCUUUAAAAAAACAGAUGGAGAGGCAAACCUUUCGGCAAAACUGUUGCGCCUGAAAAUCCAUGAAGAUUCUGAACAUCCUGUGUCAGAGGAGAGCGCCCUCGAGCAGAAAGAUGAGCUUUAAAAUCUCCAUGAAACAUCGGAUGCAAAGAACCAUUCCAGUGAAACCUUCAACACAUUGAAGUGCAUAUGAAUAUAAAGCAAGCGUCUGUAUUUCAUUUCUUCUCUUUUGGCUUUCAACACAAAAUGAGCAUCUAUGACUGAAGAAUAUUUCCUUUCAUUCACUUUUUUGAAAGCAGUUUGCACAUUUUGUUACAAAGAUUUUUUUGGUGCUCUGUUUUGAUGAUGUCAGAAUGAAUCAACAAAUAUUUCGUUGACCACUUUUCUAUUUGUCUCUGCAGUAGCUUGUUGAUAAAGCUGCAGUAAAACUCAUCAACAGGAAUAUUUCUGCACACAACCCUCAUAACUUUCUGUGUUUGAGAAUCUAAGGAGUAGUUUGUUGUUCUUCUGCAUUUGUCUUACUCCUGUUUGCUCUUAGCAAGUUCCUAUCUUUAUAGCAUUCCUUUUAGUCUGCAGUUUAAGCCUGACUGAGUAAUAAACUGUUUUCUACUCUUA